This is a messenger RNA of Centrocercus urophasianus (Greater sage-grouse), 2725 nucleotides long. RefSeq names its product meiosis 1 associated protein (gene M1AP). The transcript has 10 exons. The coding region runs from base 132 to 1712 and encodes 526 amino acids. Gene Ontology annotation, biological process: spermatogenesis; meiosis I; male meiosis chromosome separation. Lineage: Eukaryota; Metazoa; Chordata; Aves; Galliformes; Phasianidae. The record is from RefSeq and is a predicted model, not a curated record.
UGUGCGCUCUGGCCCAGCCCGGCGGCACAGCUCCGGACGCAAUGAGCACCGAGAGCCGCCCGCUGCGCUCGCAGGACGGCGGUGCAGAUGCUGACGGAUAAGUGCUCAUCCACUGCCGGCGCACAGAAGCCAUGAAUUGCAGAAGGUUACUCUCAGAAACACGGAGGACGUUUCCAGCUCCUAAAGCGUGCAGCCAGCAGCCGUCGCGGAUCCUCGUUGUGGACGUCACGUCACCUUCCUGGGCCAACACUUGCUCCGUGCUCUCCGAAGCCCUGGAAAACUCUCUGUGUUUGGCAUGCAGUCUGACGGGUCCCUGCCGCAUUCCCUUGCUGAGCCUCUAUCUGGUGCAGAACCAGCAGGAGUGUUUGCUUCCCUUUGUGCACUUGAAGGAGAACUUUGCACGAGUUCAAGCCUGUAUUUCAGAGCUCCGCUCACUGUCAAGAGAAGGCUGCUUCCCACAGGGGGGACAUGGAGUGGUACAGGCCGUGCAGGAUGGAUUGCAGCAGUUCAAACAAUACAGCAGGCACACAGCAGCAGGAGGCUCAGCAAAUAGCUCUGUUGAGAUCACAAUUUUGACGAGCCAGUCAGGUAAAGAAAUUGUUGAGCAGCUGGAAAGGAAGCUAAAAGAUGUAGACCUUGUGAGUCUCAGAAGAAUACAAGUCAUUGAGGUUUUGAAGAGAGACUUUUUGGAGCCAGAGGAUGUGGAACAGUGCACGCCAGCAGAAGAGCCCAGCAGCAGUGAUAUUGCAAUCCUUGGAAUGGACAUUGAUCUGCAAACCAUAGAGGAUAAUGUCAUCAGCUUGGAGAUGCUGUUUAAAACGUGGCUCCAUGACUGUGGCUCAGAGAGGGAACAUCUGCAUCUUCUUCUUCCGUCUGGAGGCCUCAGCUGUGGCACUGCACCCAAGCCAACCCUAAUGUGUCUGAAGUGUGAUUUGCAAGAAAGAUUGCUCGACCCAGCUCUGCUUUCUGGGACAACGGAUGGCACCCUGAGAACAGCUGAUUUAAACUCACCCUGCCAGAUGACAGCCUGGCCAGCGACGAUGCUGUAUAAACUCCAGGUUGUGAAAGCUCUGAAGUCUGAAGGGGUCUGUGAGUCUGUACUGUACGGACUGCCUUUCAUCAUCAAGCCCACGAGCUGCUGGCAGCUGGACUGGGACGAACUGGAGCUAAACCAGCACAGCUUCCAUGCUCUAUGUCACAGUCUUUUGAAAAGGAAGUGGAUGCUUUUGGCCAAACAUGAGCCACACAACACUUGUCCAAGCUGGAACACUGUGGUGCAUUCCUACUACAUCAUUGUCCCUUCUGACUCUGCCACUCUGCUUGUCAAACCAGUGGCUGCCAGAGAGCUCUUGAUGCCAUCAGCCUUCCCAGCCCUCUCUGCUGAGCAUCCUGAGAGAGUACAGGGUGCUAUAGAGAGUGCCCUGAACAGCUUAGAAGUGGAAGUUACUUAUAAUCCCUUACACCUGAAAAGCAACCUCUAUAAAUACCUGAAAAGUAUGCUGUACAGACCGCUGCACAGGCAGCAGCCCCAGCCCAGGGAGCAGCGACCGGAGCGGCAUCAGCCAAAGCAGCAUCAGAGCAGAGCCAAAGCCACAGUGGCACCCCUCCUGAUGGCUCCUUCUCCUGCCCAACUGUUCAGACCAGCAGGAGUGAGGAGAGAUUCCUGCGCACUCUCCUUCCUUCCCAAAGAGGAUGACAAGAUCCUGCACUGAAGAUACCCCAUGGCACUGCUAACACCCGUCUCAAGCAGUUAAUGGUUUGGCUUCUGAGCCAGAAGCAGACAGGCAAGACAGUGAAGCCUGGCUGAGGUCAGAUGGGUGCUUUCCGUUGUUUGUUGCUCCUCGUUUUAUGGUUUUGUUUGUCACUAAAUCAGUUGGCAGGAAGCUUGGUUCACCAUUCCCUGGUGAAGCUUCCCAUGCCCUGGCAGCUCCCCAUGCCUGGGCAGGUGGCAGUAUGCAGGGUUUCUUGGCCUCUUGCUGUUCAGCUGUUCCCUACAACACCUGAUAUUUCAGCACACAUCACCAACAAGCCUCAAAUUACGUUCUCUAGAACAGACGAGUGCAGCCCACAAACCACAGAUUGCCGUCAGUGAAUGCAGAAAAACUGCAAGGUAGCGUGGUGGGGAAGUUGGGCUGUACAGCAACGUCAAGCCACCCUCAUCCUGCAGAAGGUUUCAAAGAGUGUUCUGAAUAGCAUAAAACAGGGCUUUUGGAGAAUGCUGUCUCCCACAGCAGCACUAUCUGUUCCAAUGCUGAUUUGCCGACUUCCACAGUGGUGUCUGUGUCCCUCUCCUGAGCUCAUGGAUAGUUUGCAGAAGUGCCAGGCUAGCAGCCGUGUCCUGGCCGACUCCUGCACAGUGCAGUAACCCACUGCAGCUGGACCUCAGAACAGUACCUUUCUCCCUGCCAGUUGUUGCUUGAAGCACACCAUCUUAUGGCCCAUCUGCACAAAAGAGACUGUUCUGCAAGCUGGCGUGGCCAUACAUCUUGGCAAGGCUUCCCAGAUACAGGGAGUUGCCCGCAGCUUUCCAGAGAGCUGAGUGAGCCCCAGUUUUUCAGUGCAUCCAUAGGACAGCUGCCAGAGCAGGAGCUGAGGACAGUGCAACUUAACCAAUGUGGGGCAGCAUCACUGGGCUUCCUGGAUACUGCUCACAAACAGGGAUUUGUGUUCCACGUAGUUUGUUCUAACGUUCUGUUUCAAAAUAAAGUCCUCUUGCUAAAUGUUA